AUGGCUGCACUUUCUCUACAAUCGACCAAGAAGAUGGUCUCGGGUUAUGAGAUUCCCGUGCUUGGGUUUGGGGUAUCAACAAACAGUCCCCCCUCCCUCACCACAACCGUGACCCUCAAGGCCCUAGAAGCCGGUUACAGGCAUAUCGACAGCGCAGCCCUCUACAACAACGAAGCCGAAUGCGCCUCCGCAAUCCAACUAUCCGGUCUCCCCCGCGAGCAAAUCUUCUAUACCACCAAAAUCCCCAUUACGCAUAUGUCGUAUGAGAAAGCCAAGGAGGCGAUUGCGGAUAGUUUGGCUGCGGCGGAGAAGGGUCGGUUGGGAUAUAUUGAUUUAAUGCUCCUCCACGCCCCUUACGGCGGCAAAGAAGGCCGUCUAGGCGCAUGGCGCGCACUCGUGGAAGCGCAACAGGCGGGAAAGAUCCGGUCCCUGGGGAUAUCGAAUUACGGGAUCCGGCAUUUGGAGGAAUUAGAGGAGUAUAUUAAGACCAGUGGGGUUGGGGGACAGAUUUCCGUGGGCCAGUAUGAGAUUCAUCCGUGGUGCGCGAGGGAGGAUAUUGCGGGGUGGUUGAGGAGUCGGGGGGCGGUGGUGGAGGCGUAUUCGCCGUUGGUGCAGGCGAAGAGGAUGAAGGAGCCGGUGUUGAGGGCGUUGGCGGAGAAGUAUGGGAAGAGUGAGGCGCAGGUGUUGGUGAGGUGGAGUUUGCAGAAGGGAUAUGUUCCGCUGCCCAAGUCGGUGACGGAAGCGCGAAUCGUGGAGAAUUCGCAGGUGUUUGAUUUUGAGCUGUCGGAGGAGGAUAUGAAGCGUUUGCAGACGGCGGAAUAUGCCCCUGUUUCGUGGGAUCCGGUGAGGGAUUCGAAAUUGUGA
Messenger RNA from Aspergillus ibericus CBS 121593, 864 nucleotides. Its product is annotated as aldo/keto reductase family protein. The coding region runs from base 1 to 864 and encodes 287 amino acids. Gene Ontology annotation, molecular function: oxidoreductase activity. The transcript has 5 exons. NCBI's taxonomy places the organism in Eukaryota, Fungi, Ascomycota, Eurotiomycetes, Eurotiales, Aspergillaceae. The record is from RefSeq and is a predicted model, not a curated record.